Messenger RNA from Cucurbitaria berberidis CBS 394.84, 1602 nucleotides. RefSeq lists its product as uncharacterized. Gene Ontology annotation, molecular function: ubiquitin binding. Gene Ontology annotation, biological process: proteasome-mediated ubiquitin-dependent protein catabolic process. The transcript is spliced from 2 exons. Gene Ontology annotation, cellular component: nucleus. The coding region runs from base 1 to 1602 and encodes 533 amino acids. NCBI's taxonomy places the organism in Eukaryota, Fungi, Ascomycota, Dothideomycetes, Pleosporales, Cucurbitariaceae. The record is from RefSeq and is a predicted model, not a curated record.
AUGGACGAUGAGAACAUCCUCAACUUUGUCGGCAUUACGUCGUGCGAACCCGACAAAGCAGCACAAUACUUGCGCCUGACAGAUGGCAAUCUUGAGCAGGCCAUACAACUGUUCUUCGACAGCCCAAACCUCGACUUUGGCCCUGCACCCACAUCACAAGCCCCCACUUCAAAUGCUCCACCGUCAGCACAUAAUCCCAUAAACGUCGAUUCGGACGACGACAUGUCCGACUUCGAUCCUACUGCACACACUUCCACUCCGCCAACGCGACAGCCACCAGACACAGAAGAUGACGAGGCCAUGGCACGGCGAUUGCAGGAGGAGAUGUACGGCGGCGGUGGUGGCGGUGGCGGUAGCAGCGGUGCUGCAGGGGGGGUCGAUCCAGAGGAAGUUCGUGCGCCCAUGCAGCGGACGACAGAGACGCUGGUCGGUCCAGAUGCAAACUGGGGGCCGCCAGAUGAGGAUGACAUGAACGACAUGGUGCAGGAGCAGCUGGCACGUAGGAGAGCAGGCCGAGCGGGCAUCUUCAACCAGCAAACCACUCAUACCAACGUCUGGGACAACUCCGCGGAUUCGAGCGCUCGACGACGCGAGCUUGCGACCGCUACGGGCGGUGCUUCAGAGCAGUCGUCCAAGAUGAACAUGCUAGCAGAGCUGUUCCGCCCUCCGUUCGAGAUAAUGUACCAGGGGUCGUGGGAGAAGGCGCGAGACAUGGGCAAAGAGGACGAGAAGUGGCUCAUCGUCAACAUCCAAGAUCCGGCAAUCUUCGACUGCCAGCGCCUAAAUAGGGAUAUUUGGAAGAACGAUGACAUCAAGGCUACUGUGCGAGAGAAUUUCCUCUUCAUGCAGUAUGCCAAGGACGACCCGCGUGGCCAGCAGUACGUCAACUACUACUUCCAUGCUCGGGAUAGCUCAGAUGCAUACCCGCACAUUGCUAUCGUCGACCCUCGAACGGGUGAGCAGGUUAAGGUGUGGUCUGGCCCACCAAUACCGGAACCGGUUGAGUUCCACGCUCAACUACACGAGUUCCUCGAUCGCUACAGCCUCGAUGUUACCGCGAAGAACCCCGUUGCAAAGCGAAAGGCUGAAGCCAAAAAGAUGGACGUCGACCGCAUGACCGAAGAGGAGAUGCUGGAGAUGGCUUUGCAGAAUAGCAUGGAGAACGGCAAGGGGCCCAAGGACGACGAUCCAGACGCGCUCACCAAGUCUUUCGACAAUAUCAAGGGCAAGGCAAAGGCAGAGGAGGCAGCACCGGAACCGAAGCCAGAGCAAGAAGCGAAUGACUCGUCCAAUACUGUAUUCGCCCAAAUCUCAUCGCAUAACCCCCACAAAGAGCCUACCAUUACCGAUCCAAAGAUCACCACCCGUAUCCAGUUCCGAGGUCCCUCUGGACGCCCCAUCGUCCGACGCUUCAAUCUCUCAGAUCCUGUUCGUCACAUUUACGAGUGGAUCAAGUCCGACGCCCCUUGGGACGGCAAGCAAGGUGCUGAGUUUGAUCUAGCCUUCAUGGGUAAGAAUUUACUCGAGCACCUGGACACCACCAUCGAGCAGGCUGGCUUGAAGGGCGCUAGCGUUAUGGUUGAGUUCAUCGAAUCAGAGUAA